Molecule: messenger RNA, 1269 nt
Organism: Rotaria sp. Silwood1
Lineage: Eukaryota; Metazoa; Rotifera; Eurotatoria; Philodinida; Philodinidae
Source: the annotation of a GenBank genome assembly
AUGACAGGAAACUUGUUCAAUAAUAAUCAACAAAACAACAAGACUCUAACACUAAUCGAAUUACUUGAUGAAUCUCAACCAUAUCAAGAACUCAGGCGUCUUCAAGAUGUUGAAUUAUCAGAAUUAAAUGAUAAAGAUGAAAUACUUGCAAGAAUACAAGGGUCUCUCGUUGGUCUUGCGAUUGGUGAUGCUCUUGGAGCAUCGGUUGAAUUUCGUCCACAUUCCUAUAUGCUACACAAUCCUGUGUCAGAUAUGCAAAAUGGCGGUACAUGGGGUAUAAAAGCUGGUCAAUGGACUGAUGAUACAUCAAUGGCACUUUGUCUAGCUGCUAGUCUUAUUAGCAAAGAAGGUUUUGAUGGUUAUGAUCAAUUAUUACGAUACAAAUGGUGGUAUAGAAAAGGAUAUAUGUCUUCGACAGGCACAUGUUUUGAUAUUGGAGCUUCAACAUGUCAAGCAAUCAAUGAAUUUGAAAAACGUCAACAUCAAAGUGCACAAUUAUUACGAGCAAAAGGAGGCAUAACUAUACCAGAAGAUUCUUUGGACAAAAUAAUUGGAGAGAAAAUUUCUCAAGUUAAAUUUAAUACAGAAUGUGGCGCGAAAAAUGCUGCUGGUAAUGGAGCACUUAUGCGUUUAGCACCAAUACCUUUAUUUUAUUAUCGAUCAGUAUCGGAUGCUAUACAGAACGCUGCUAAUAGUGCAAUACUUACACAUGGUGAUAAGAAAGCAAUUGAUACUUGUCGAUUUUAUGCUGCACUUAUUUGGAAUGCUAUAAAUGGUGUAGCUAAAAAUGAUCUUUUAGCUUCUGAAUUCUAUCGUAAACAUUUUAAGACAGAUUUUGAUCAAGAUCUUAUGAAAGUUAUUAAUGGUUCAUACAGAGAUAAAAAAAAUGGAUAUAAAGAUGGUAUUCGUGGUAAAGGUUAUAUAUUAAAUGCACUUGAAGCUGCUUUAUGGGCAUUUUAUAAUGAUGGAGGUUCUUUUGAAAAAGGUGUUCUUUUAGCUGUAAAUUUAGGUGAUGAUACUGAUACAACAGCAGCUAUCUAUGGACAACUUGCUGGUGCUUGCUAUGGUAUCGAAGGAAUUCCACAACGUUGGCGUGAUAAAUUAUUUCAAAAAGACUUUAUUAUUAUAUUAGCUAAUGGACUGUAUCUUAAAGGAAAGACUCGUUAUCCACACAAACGAAAAUCAAUUGUUAUAAAGGAUAACAAAGAAGAUAUUAAUCCGAAAAAAAAAAGAAUUGGACCUCAACAAACGAACACAUCAUAUCAUUAA